Girardinichthys multiradiatus is the source of this 4723-nucleotide messenger RNA. RefSeq names its product neurexophilin 2a (gene nxph2a). The record is from RefSeq and is a predicted model, not a curated record. The coding region runs from base 474 to 1265 and encodes 263 amino acids. Gene Ontology annotation, molecular function: signaling receptor binding. NCBI's taxonomy places the organism in Eukaryota, Metazoa, Chordata, Actinopteri, Cyprinodontiformes, Goodeidae. The transcript has 3 exons.
ACUGAGUCUCUGAGCAGAUGCGCGCCGACCUUGGAGUCUCCAGGCGCGCAGCGGAUGAUUUUGCGCACUGGAGUCAAGCAGAUCUGAAGGAGCGGUCUGCAUGACGGACCGCAGUCUUGGCACCGGCUACACGGGACUCAUUUGGUAGCAUUUCACUGCGCAUAGAGACGACUUCUUGCUCAUAUCGCUCCGGAUUUAACAGAAGAAAACUGUUCGGCUGGAUUUGAAAGUUAGACAACUAAGUCGCUGUUUGAAGACAUCUCAUUAGAGAAAAUUCCAACAUCCUGAGAGACGGGGACGUUUAAAGAGGAUUGUUGAACUCUUUGCUGGAUUGAGCAGGGAUGAUUCCAGCGUGAGCUAUCAGUAAAUUUGCAGAACAGUGAUGUUUCAGCGGCAUGCGCGUCUUCUCUCCAAGUCUUCCAGAGAGGAUUUAACCGCCGCUCAUCUUGAAUAAAACCGACAAUUAGCAGAAGAUGAGAGCCCUGCAAACCUUCUUGUUGUUUUUCCUCCUGCACCAGGUCACAUGCAGGAAGGUGCAUGGAAGCGCCACAGAACUCAUCGAGUGGAGGGACAGUGAUAAUGAACAGAAGAUUUCUCCCCCUGGGGCAAGUCCACGGAUUCUCAACCCCCUGCGUUUGUUUGCCAGGGGGUCCCCCGAGCUCAAGAGCAACAUGAGGGAAAUGACAUAUUUACAGAACAUGGAGGACUUUUGGGACUGGUUAUCUAACCAGACAGAUGUUCAGGGUGCACAGGCCAGAACUAAACGCAGACCCAUCGUGAAGACUGGCAAGUUCAAAAAAAUGUUUGGGUGGGGGGACUUCCACUCAAACAUCAAGACAGUCAAGCUCAACCUACUGAUCACAGGAAAGAUCGUGGACCACGGGAACGGCACAUUUAGCGUUUACUUUCGCCACAACUCAACCGGAAUGGGGAACGUCUCUGUAAGCCUGGUACCGCCAUCCAAGGUUGUGGAGUUUGAGAUCGCCCAGCAGUCCACGCUGGAGACUAAAGACACAAAGUCAUUCAACUGUCGCAUUGAAUACGAGAAGACGGACCGGAACAAGAAGACUGCCCUGUGCGGAUUUGACCCGUCCAAGGUGUGCUAUCAGGAGCACACACAGAGCCAUGUGUCAUGGCUGUGCUCCAAACCCUUCAAAGUCAUAUGCAUCUAUAUAGCCUUUUAUAGUGUGGACUAUAAACUGGUGCAGAAGGUUUGCCCUGACUACAACUACCACAGUGACACACCUUACUCCUCCACAGGAUGACCUAGCUGUUAGGUUGCAGCAGUCUUUUUUUUAUCUCAAUGUCAAACUCUAAACUCAGUGUCCCAAAAACAACCCUUAAUACUUGAAUUUGCUUAAAGAAAGUCAACUCGCAUUGGGGCAAACACUACUGAAAUAUUUGGCAAAACCUCUGUAAAUAUAGUACAUGUAUCCAGAAAAAAAAUAAAAAUACUUCAGACAGGUCUUCUGGGACUUGGUUUUAGGGGUUUGACGAUGUUAAAAGGCAGUGCUAGCUCCCAACCCUUGGUAAAUCCUCAUCACAACAGCACAUGUUCUCUGGUGUAAUUAGUGUGUUGUUCAGAUGUUUUUUCUCAAGGCUAGACCAUGGGCAAAGUGUUGCACCAAUUAAAAGUGCAAACCUGGAUUCUGGAAGUGCUGGAGUCAAAAAUUGUUAUUGGUUAAUAUAUGACAAGAUUUUGAUCCAUCUUACAAAUUUUUUUCUGGGGCGCGUGGCAUAGCUGUAGAAGCUCUGGGCUCAAAUACAGAGGCCUCAGUCUCAACGCAGCUGUCCCAGGUGCGAGUCCUGACCCUGGAGACCUGCAUGUCUUCCCACCUGUCCUCACCCACUUCCUGUCUACUUAAAAAAAAAAUAACAAAAUUAAAGGCCACCAAUGCAGCAAAGAAAGAAAAUGUAAUAAUUACUUUUUUAAUGCAGUUAUUUAAUAAUGCAUACAGUAAUGAAAUAUUCAUUAAAGAAUACCCCUGUAUUGUGAAAAAAUGGGUAAAAGGUUUAUUGACUUUGAGCUAGAGCUGUCAUCCAUUUAUGUGUUAGAAAAACUCAAAAAGGAUAGUCUCUAUUAUUUCAAAAUUACUCAGUAAGUGUUUUUUUCUUGAAGAUUUAAAAUAAAAUAUUAAUAAUUACAUACAUAUUUUGUUAUUUUUCUUAUCUUUGGAUUAAUAUGACGCAAAUGGAUUAAUCCAGCCUAUUCCAUGUGACAAAAUACUUUGAUCAAACAAAUCUAAUUUAAAGAAUAACGGAAGCUUCUAUGAUAACACAUACGUUACAAUGCCCAGCAAACAUACUCACACUGCUUGAACUUUUCCACAUUCAGCUCCCCUGAAUCAAUACAUUGCAGAACCUUCUUUCACUGCACUUACAGCUGAAAGUCUUGUGGGGUGUGUCUCAGCUUUGCAAAUCUAGAAAUGUUUGCCUGUUUUUUAUUUAGUUCAAACUAUGUCAGACUGUAUUGAGAGUAUCUCUAGACUUUGACUGAGGAAUUUGAAUACCAUUUCACUCUAGAUCUGAUUGUAUGUCUAUGGCUCUGGUUCUGCUGGAAGGUGAACCUCCACUCCAGCCUCAAGUUUUUUGCAGCCUCUAGCAUGUUUUCUUCCAGCAUUGCCCAGUACUUAGAUCCACUUCUCUUCCCAUAAAGUCUGAGUAGCUUCCCAUUCCUAACUGAAGAAAAGCAUCCCCACAGCAUGAUGCUGCCACCAGCUGCCACCACCUUGUAUUACUGUGAGGACAGUACGUUCAGGCUGAAGUGCAGUGUUAGUUACGUGUCACAUAUGUUGUUUUGCAUGUAGACCAAAAUGUUAUUUUUGUCUGAUUUGACUAGAGAAUGUUUGCUGCUAACCCUAAAUAGCUUGUGGCAAACUGCACAUGGGACUUCUUAAUGUUGUCUUUCAAGAAUGGCUUUCUUCUUGUUGCGCUAAAUUCCAGAUUUCUGAAGUGCACAGCUAAUAAUAUUAAUCAAUCCACUGACUUAACGCGCUUAUCUUGGCAGACUCACGGGUGGGGUGAUGCCUAUCUUCAACGGUGAUUGGACAAGAGGCAGCGUAUACCCUAGACAGGUCACCAGUCUAGAGUAAAUAAAUACCCUAACAUGCACAUUUUUAGACUGUGGGAGGAACCAAGAGUAUCCAGAGAGAACCCAUGCUCUCAACUGUGCCGGUGUGCAUGCAGCCCAACUAAUAAUAAUAAUAAUAAACCUCCUGUUAACAUGUUCUCCCUCCUGAGAUGUGGAUCUCUGCAGAGGUAUUGUUACUGUGGGCCUGUCCUACUUUUUAAGUGACGUCUGAAGAAAAUUGGCUGAGACAGAUUUUAUUUAGGGGUAUCAGGGUAAAGGAGACAGAAUACAAAUGAAUACCGCCCUUUUCAGAUUUUUUUAGUAAAAAUAAAAUUGAAAACAAUAUUAAUUUUCUUUCCACUUCAUAAUUGUAUACUGCUUUAUGUUGGUCCAUUACAUUAAAUCUCAAUACAACAAACUGGAGUGUGUCUUUGUAAGGUGAGAACAUGUGGAAAUGUUCAAGGGAUAUAAAUACUUUUGCCAGGCACUGUAGUGUAUAUCAGUUCUCCAGUGUUGAUUUUCCUGCUGUUAUUAUCCGAAGGUAUGUGUGUGCUAAACUGCUCUGAAAUCCAACAUCUGUGUUUGCAGGAUGCACUUUGAGGCAUCAUCCUGCCGAGCGAGCCAUGCAGUGGAUUAAUGUGUCAGGAGAGGAGGGGAGGAGGAUGCAAUAAUUGCAGGACAGGUGGAUUUAGUGAGUCUGGCAGACAAUUAUCAGUACUUUGUCAUGGUCCUGCUACCAGCCCUGACAUCACCUGUCUUAAAUAGGCUUUAAUUAGCCUGGAAAUUUCUAUUCACCAAGAGUAGAGAAGCUGAAAAAGAAUGAGCAGAAGUAAAAAAAAUAAAUAAAACUUCUGUAAUUUUAAGAAGAAAUGGGAAUAUAUUCAGGCUUUACCCAAACGUACAGCAAGCCUAAGCUGGCAGACUUAAAAGUGGUAAUAUCCAAUCUAGUAGUACACGGUGUAAUGUGCUUUGACAUUGCAAUCACCCAGACAGUUUUAAAAGAUUUCGUUGGAAAGCACCAUCACACAGAAAGCCGUAGAUUACGGCUUUCUGUGUGAUGGUGCUUUCCAACGAGUCUAAGGGUUUUAGGUGAGGGCAUGUGCCACAGAUGACACUGCAAUUAUUUCUGUCGAUGCUACUUCAUGGUCCCAUCAUCUGUAAAUGAUCCUGUCACCUUGUUGGUGAGGUGUAUGAUAAAUCAGAGUCAGUCUGCAGUACAAUGAUAUUUUUAGUUUUACUCCUUGUGCCAAUGCUGUGUGUUUAACGUGUAAUUCUAAAACCAGAUGUGUUUAAUUAUGGCUUCAGAGUAAAUGAUGUCAGUUUAUUUUCCUUAGGGAUAUUUCACUGUGUACUUCUCCUAAUUUUUGGUGUUUUAUCAGAAUUACCAUGUACAUAAAUGUUGAACCUAUUGCCUGUUGUCACAGAUUGCUUUAUUUUCCAUUUCUGUAAUUUCACAUUAUUGCUGUUUUGAUUUCCUGCUUGGUUAAAGCUGUUUUAACAUUUUAUUCCCUGUAAAAUAGAAAAAAAAACACUUCUGAGUGUAGUGUGAUUGCACAUGUUCAUAUUCAUAGGAAGUUAAUUUUCUUAACAUUUAAUGUUUGAAGAUCACUUUAAGACUUUAUGGCAUUAAACCUUAUAAGAAAUUGGCUCCCA